Messenger RNA from Antrostomus carolinensis (chuck-will's-widow), 339 nucleotides. It is a transcript of the gene TIMM29, whose product is annotated as translocase of inner mitochondrial membrane 29. The record is from RefSeq and is a predicted model, not a curated record. Gene Ontology annotation, biological process: protein insertion into mitochondrial inner membrane. Gene Ontology annotation, cellular component: TIM22 mitochondrial import inner membrane insertion complex. The annotation marks the transcript as partial. Lineage: Eukaryota; Metazoa; Chordata; Aves; Caprimulgiformes; Caprimulgidae. The transcript has a single exon.
UUACGUUACCGUAACCUCCUCUUGGUGGCCGUGGUGUACGAAACCCCUCACGCCGGUGACGCCGCCUUGUACCGGGCUCGGUGUCCCCACAUAGGACCCCGGUGGUGGGAUUUCCCCGGUCGCUUGUUGGACGUUGGUUUUUGGGGACGUUGGUGGGUUUUGGAGACGCGGUUACGCGAUUACGACGUUAACGAGGAGGAGUUUGCGGCGUUACCGGCGCGGUUGAGGCGUCUGGAUCCUCACCAGCUCCGUUCUCACCACAACGAGAGCCGGUUCCUGGAGAAGUUCCGACCCGUCACCCUCAGCGAGGAGGAGAUCCGGCGUGCCGAGAGCGAGGCG